This is a messenger RNA of Strigops habroptila (Kakapo), 851 nucleotides long. RefSeq names its product apolipoprotein F (gene APOF). The record is from RefSeq and is a predicted model, not a curated record. The coding region runs from base 1 to 834 and encodes 277 amino acids. Lineage: Eukaryota; Metazoa; Chordata; Aves; Psittaciformes; Psittacidae. Gene Ontology annotation, biological process: cholesterol metabolic process. The transcript is spliced from 2 exons.
AUGCCCCGGGCUCUGCUCUUCCUCCUCCUCCUCCUGCUGGGGGCCGUGCCCAUGGCGCUGGGUGCUGGCACCGGGCCCGCGGCGCUGCUGGCGGAGCUGGCGCAGCACAACCCCCCGCAGGCGCUGCCGGGCCGCGGGUUCCGGUGCCGGGACCUGCGCCCCGCAGCCCUGCCCGGCUUCCCCGCGCUGCCGCCGCGGCCGCGGGCGCUGGUCCGGGCCGCCAUGGCGCUGGCGCUCAGCGUCGCCGCCUGCAGCCCGCAAGCCGAGGCCGAGGUGCGGGGCUUGAUGCGGGAGCUCGGUCCCUCCGCGGCCGCCGCGCUGCUGCGGGGGCUGGCGCGGCUGCGGCGGGACCCGGCGCCCGAAGCCGUGUCCCUCGUCCUGCUCAGCUUGGUGCGGCCCUGCGCGGCCGGCACCCCCCCCACCGCGGACCCCGCAUCCGAGAGCAUCCCGGUGCCGCAGUGCCACGGUGCCGUGCGGCGGCAGCGAGAUGCUGACGAUGCCUGCGCCCCGCCGGGGGAGCAGGAGGCUCAUGGGGUGCUGGAGUGGGUGCCGGGCGUCAGCACCUUCUACAACCUGGGCACCAGCAUCUACUACGCCUUCCAGGGCUGCGAGGUCAUGGCUUCCACACGGGCGCUGGAGGUGGCCGAGGACCUGGGUUACGCCAGCCUGGCCGCGAUUGCCGCUGCCGCCGGUGGCCCCGUGGCGCUGGGGGUGCAAGUGGGGCUCCAGCCGGGGCUCAGGGCCGGUGUACGGGCGCUCAUCACAUACUUCACCUCGGACGGGGAGCCCCCGACGGCCCCCAGUGCCCACAGUGGCCCCGUGCUCAUCGUCUGAAUAAAGGACCCGUGCAG